Molecule: messenger RNA, 1791 nt
Organism: Cyphellophora attinorum
Lineage: Eukaryota; Fungi; Ascomycota; Eurotiomycetes; Chaetothyriales; Cyphellophoraceae
Product: putative gamma-glutamyltransferase YwrD
Exons: 5
Coding region: 1-1791 (596 amino acids)
Source: RefSeq, a predicted model, not a curated record
AUGCCACCUGCCAGUGCUCUCAACCCACUGUCCGCCGCGGCGGUCCACCCGAAGCAAGAUGCAGUGUUCGGCAUGUUCCCUAGCAGGCGGAGUGUGGUCCACAGUACAGGCGGUAUGGUGUCCUGUACACAGCCACUGGCAUCGGAAGCUGGUCAGAGAAUACUGAAGCAGGGAGGCAAUGCUGCUGACGCCGCUGUUGCUGUAGCCGCCGCCCUGAAUGUUACAGAGCCAGCAAUGACAGGCAUCGGAGGUGACUGCUUCUGUCUGUUCUUCGACGCAAAGACCAAAGAAAUCCAUGCACUCAAUGGCUCUGGUCGCGCACCCAAAAACACGACCGUUCAGCAGGUUCGCAAGGAACUAGGUUUAGCUGAUGGCAAAAACGGCAAGAUCCCGCAGUACAGUCAACUGUCGGUCACGGUGCCCGGAGCAGCAGCUGGAUGGGUCGAUACGGUGGAACGAUUUGGGAGUGGGAAGCUGACGAUGGAGCAAAUUCUGACGCCAGCGAUUGAGCUUGCUGAGAAUGGGUUUCCUGUGAGCGAGUUUAGUGCUGCCUUUUGGAAGAACAGCGAGCCAUACAUUCGAGACGCGUCGCCGAAUUUCAGGGAGAUCCUGAAGCGGGACAGGUCUUCAGAAAACUUUGUACGUGCACCGCGGUCAGGAGAGAUCAUGAAGACGCCGACCUUAGCAGCGACUUUCCGCACGUUGGCAGCAGAAGGCAAGAAGGGGUUCUACGACGGUCGAAUAGCAAAAGCCAUCGUCGAUGUCCUGAAGCAACGCGGCGCCCACAUGGAACUGGAAGACCUGCAGCACCACCUCGAGAAAGGCUCCGAAGCCCCCAAGCCGAUCUCCUUCCGCUUCACAGGCCAGAACACUGCCAAUCCGGGCCACCCAGCGUCAUCCGACAUGGAAGACCGCUACAUCGAGCUCUGGGAACACCCGCCCAACGGCCAAGGCAUCGUCGCCCUCAUGGCACUCGGCAUCUUCCAAGAACUCGAAAAGACCCAACAGAUCCUCCCCUUCGCCCAAGAAGACCACAACAGCAUCUCCUAUCUCCACGCCCUUAUUGAAUCUCUGCGGAUUGCCUUCGCCGACGCCUCCUGGUGGGUCACUGAUCCCGACCAUUCUCCGAUCAAACCUGCCCAACUCACCGACCCAGCCUACCUCGCCGAGCGCGCCAAACUCUUCAACAAAGAUAAAGCCGGCCGACACUCCUACGGCAAGCCCGGCAAGUCACCAGCCCACAACCACAGCGACACCGUCUACUUCGCCGUGACCGACAAAGACGGCAACGGCAUGUCCUUCAUCAACAGCGUCUAUUCGCAAUUCGGCUCGUGCAUCGUCCCCGAAGGCUGCGGGUUUGCCCUCCAAAACCGCGGCUCGACAUUCGACUUGGGGCCCGAAGACCACCCGAAUAUCUACGCCGGCGGGAAACGGCCCUACCAUACCAUCAUCCCGGGCAUGGUGACCCACGGCCGCACCUCGGUGCCAGACGAUCGGCAUCUGCACUCUGUGUUUGGCGCGCUGGACGCGCCGAGGGUGUGUAUUGGGGCGGGCAUGCCGGAUCAGGGUGAAACAGGGGGUGCGACGGUGUAUAUUGAGGAAGGUGUGCCGGAGGAGGUGGUUGCGGGGUUGAAGGGGAUGGGGCAUGAGGUUGAGGUGCUGUAUGGGAUGGAGAGGGCGAUGUUUGGAAGGGGGCAGAUUAUUAGGAGGCAUGUGGAUGCUGAUGGGGAUGUCGUGGUGUGGAGCGCGGGGAGUGAUAUGCGCGGGGAUGGGUGUGCUAUGCCGGCGUAG